CUUUGACUGAACUAUAGCACAGGAGUUUAGGCUCCAUUCUCCAGCAUACUUUCGUUUUCUGAUUCCCAUCUAGAACUUUCCAGCUAGCUAGCUAGCCUCUGCUUGUUCUCUCACUGACAACACUUCUAGCCCCAUGGCAACCGAACGGCAAGUAUAUAAACUACAUUUUCGAGUAUUUUGUCGGAAAUAUUUCCUUGUUCAAGAGGCUAACGUUAGCUUUGUUUUUGUCGUUUUAGCAGUUUCCCGGAUAGCUUCAUAGACGAGAACCCACAGAAAGCUAUCGAGGUAAAACAACGGCUAGCUGGCUGUCAAAUUAGAAAGGAAAAUAUGAACUCGUUUUAUUGAAAGUCAAUUGCAUUAUUCUCGCUAGCUAAAAUUGUCAGGGGGGUUGAAAUGUUUUCAAUAACGCUAACUAGCUAGAUAGCUAACUAUAAACUUUUCGGAGCUGGCUAACUAGCUAGUGUAGGGCUAACUUUAGAAACUAACCUAACGAGAUAGCUAGUUAAGUUAGCCACACCACUACCAAACUAUUUUGGUCUGAAAGGACUUACUCUCAGUUGUUGCUCAACUCCAGCAGUAGUGAUAGCUAGCUAUAUGUGUACCGUCACAGUAAUUAGUUAGCUUCUUGGUUGUAUCUUGUUGUUGUACUAGCUAGCUAGUUAAGCUAACUGGCUAACCACCUGCCAUACAUCAAACAUGUCUUGAUUGUAGAUACCUAACUAACCACCUUACUAAUGUAAGAUAAGAUUUUGUGCAGAAAGCCAAGUUAAAUAGUUGGGAACAUGAAAAUGUAUCGAAACAAUAGUUAACCUUAGCUAGUGGUCAUAAACAUAUUUUUUCAAUGUCUUGUCAAUUCAAUUGACCCCAAGUUUGCCCAUUUGAUGUCACCGUCAUUUCCCCCCAGGAACUUAAUGAAGCAUUGGAAGUAAACUCUGACAAUUCAGAAUGGUUCUGCCAACGAGCCUAUGCCCACCUCCAACUGAAAAACUACAGCUGUAAGUCUCUUAUCCUAACCCCCAACAUCUUACCCAAACAAUCCUAACCCUCUACCUGGAAAAACUGCUAUCAGCCAGACCCUAACCUUGAUCCUCCAUUGACAAACUACAGCUCUAACCCUUGACUAACCUCCUACCUAGCUUUACUGAUGUUCAGAAUGGGUGAUUUGUAUAAUUAUUUUAAUUGAAGUGACUCAUGUUAGUUCCCUUUUUUUUGUCUUUGCUACAGAAACUUGAGCUAUGUUUCUCAUCUGAGUAUGUCUGUUUCUGUCUCUACAGGUGCUGUCGAUGAUGCCAAGAGAGCCCAGCAGCUCAACCCCAGUCUUCCUCUUGCCUUCAUGAGAACAGGGUAGACUCACCUUCUCUCUCUCUCUCUGUGUGUGUGUCCAUCACAGGAGGUUGGUGGCACCUUAAUUGGGGAGGACAGGCUCGUGGUAAUGGCUGGAGCGGAAUAGGUGGUAUGGUUUCUAUGUAUUUGAUGCCAUUCCAUUUGCGCCGUUCCAGACAUUAUAAUGAGCCGUCCUCCCCUCAGCAGCCUCCACUGUCCAUGUAGCCAUUCCCCUUGCCUUCAUGAGAGCAGGGUAUGUGUACAGAUUGAGUCUACCUAGGACAUGGUGAUAUUGCCUAAAAAUGUCAACUUUUUUUUAAAACUUAUGGGCGAUUCACAAUAUAUAUUUCCAAAAUUGUUAUUUUUUUCUAAAUAAGCCUUGUUGCACAAUUAAAUGUCAAUAUGCUGCAUUUCAAACAGUCAGGAAUAAUCUAAUGAAUUCGGGGCUUGUAAAACUAUACCUAGGCUAACCAUAAGACCCACUACCAGGCUGCUAGGUAGCCUAACGGUUAGUGUUGGGCCAUAACCGAAAGGUUGCUGGUUCGAAUACCCGAGCCGGCAAGGUGAAAAAUCUGUGUCCUCGAGCAAGGCAUUUAACCCUCAUUUGCUCCAGGGGCGCCGUACUACUAUGGCUGACCCAGUAAAAAAUAAUAAUCGCUGCACCUAUUCAGUGUAUGUGACAAUAAAGCAUAUAUGUAUAUAUCUCAAAAUGGUUUAACCUGCUUUUUUGCAAUAAUCACUGACCUGUCUUUCAAGUCUAUGAAAAUGCCCUUUUUGGUUACAAAUUUAACCAGAACCAUGCAUAAUGCACAUCCACUAAUAACGACUUACUUCUGGUAGCAGACAUUAUUAUUGUGAGUGGCAGGGGGGGGGAGGUGCACAGUGCACACAGCACAGAAGGAGCAAAGUAGAUGAGACCAAAAAGACAAACGCUCAUAGAAACCAAAAAAUAUUAAAACCUUUUUUCAUGUCUUUUCUUAUCAGAUGAAUGAUAAUGACAAGGAGAAGUAAUCAACAUUUUAAAAUGAAUAGAUUCGGUAGAUAGUUAUUUUGACAUCCCCACAUUAUAAUUGAAAGAAAAAGUGUAAACUCUAAUAUAUUACAUUUACAUUUUUGUCAUUUAGCAGACGCUCUUAUCCAGAGCGACUUACAGGAGCAAGUAGGGUUAAGUGCCUUGCUCAAGGGCACAUCGACAGAUUUUUCACCUAGUCGGCUCGGGGAUUAGAACCAGCGACCUUUCGGUUACUGGCACAACUCUCUUAACCACUAAGCUACCUGCCGCCCAAUAUAGCCUAUUAGCUAGAAAGGUAACUCCAAACACAUUUUCGCUAAGUGCAGCUGUUUACCUUGUUAAAGUUUAGCCAUGUGUUGGCAAAAAUUUGUGUCAGAGUCAAGAAAGCUUACCAGCAGCCAGCGGCACUUGCCGCAGUGGUAGCUUAUUCGUGUGUGCUUUUUCAAAGCCAGUCUCAGAUACUCCAGUGAGUGUAGUUGGCUACAAUGAAUGUAAUUUGCUCAAUAUUAAUAGUUGAGAAAUGAAUUUCACCCCAUUCGAACGAUAUUCUCUUUUUUACUCUAGGUACGUUAUACAAAUGUUUUUUUCUGUUGCUAGGGAUAUUAAUAAAAACAUUAAAAUAAAAAAGUAACUUUAUACAGUGCAUUCGGAAAGUAUUCAGAUCCCUUGACUUUCCACAUUUUGUUACGUUACAGCCUUAUUCUAAAAUGUAUUAAUCCUCACCAAUCUACACACAAUACCCCAUAAUGACAAAGCGAAAAAAGUUUUUUAGAAAGUUUUUGCAAAUUUAUUUUAAAAAAACAACAACUUAAACCUUAUUUACAUAAGUAUUCAUAACCUUUACUAUGAGACUUGAAAUUGAGUUCAGGUGCAUCCUGUUAACAUUGAUUAUCCUUGAUGUUUCUACAACCAGUCCACCUGUGGUAAUUUCAAUUGAUUGGACAUGAUUUGGAAAGGGACACAUCUGUCUAUGUAAGGUCCCACAGUCGACAGGGGAUGUCAGAGCAAAAACCAGAGGUCGGAGGAAUUGUCCGUAGAGUUCCGAGACAUGGUUGUUAAACAAGUGUUAAACAAAUCAAAAUAUAUUUGAGAUUCUUCAAAGUAGCCACCCUUUGCCUUGAUGACAGCUUUGCACACUCUUGGCAUUCUCUCAACCAGCUUCAUGAGGAAUGCUUUUCCAACAGUCUAGAAGGAGUUCCCACAUAUGCUAAGCACUUGUUGGCUGCUUUUCCUUCACUCUGCUGCCCAACACAUCCCAAACCAUCUCAAUUGGGUUGAGGUCGGGUGAUUUUGGAGGCCAGGUCAUCUGAUGCAGCACUCCAUCACUCUCCUUGGUCAGAUAGCCCUUACACAGCCUGGAGGUGUGUUUUGGGUCAUUGUCCUGUUGAAAAACAAACAAUAGGAACACUAAGCCCAAACCAGAUGGGAUGGUGUAUCGCUGCAGAAUGCUGUGGUAGCCAUGCUGGUUAACUGUGCCUUGAAUUCUAAAUAAAUCACAGACAGUGUCACCAGCAAAGCACUGUCACACCACCUCCAUGCUUCACGGUGGUAACCACACAUGCAGAGAUCAUCCGUUCACCUACUCUGCGUCUCACAAAGAACCAAAAAUCAAAAAGUUGCACUCAUCAGACCAAAGGACAGAUUUCCACCAGUCUAAUGUCCAUUGCUCGUGUUGCUUGGCCCAAGCAAGUCUCCUCUUCUUAUUGGUGUCCUUUAGUAGUGGUUUCUUUGCAGCAAUUUCACCAUGAACGCCUGACUCAGUCUCCUCUGAACAGUUGAUGUUGAGAUGUGUCUGUUACUUGAACUCUGUGAAGCAUUUAUUUGGGCUGCAAUCUGAGGCUGGUAACUCUAAUGAACUUAUCCUCUGCAGCAGAGGUAACUCUGGGUCUUCCUUUCCUGUGGCGGUCCUCAUGACAGCUAGUUUCAUCAUAGCGCUUGAUGGUUUUUGCGACUGCAUUUGAAGAAACUUUCAAAGUUCUUGAAAUUUUCCGGAUUUACUGACCUUCAUGUCUUAAAGUAAUGAUGGAGUGUCUCUCUUUGCUUAUUUGAGCUGUUCUUGCCAUAAUAUGGACUUGGUAUUUUAUCAAAUAGGACUAUCUUCUGUAUACCAACCCUACCUUGUCACGACACAACUGACUAGCUCAAACGCAUUAAGAAGGAAAGAAAUUCCACAAAUUAACAUUUUAACAAGGCACACCUGUUAAUCGAAAUGCAUUCCAGGUGACUACCUCAUGAAGCUGGUUGAGAGAAUGCCAAUAGUGUGCAAAGCUGUCAUAAAGGCGAAGGGUGGCUAUUUGAAGAAUCUCAAAUAUAAAAUAUAUUGAUUUGUUUAACACUUUUAUUUUGGUUACUACAUGAUUCCAUAUGUGUUAUUUCAUAGUUUUGAUGUCUUCACUAUUAUGCUACAAUGUAGAAAAUAGUAAAAAUACAGAAAAACCCUUGAAUGAGUAGAUGUGUCCAAACUUUUGACUGGUACUGUAUGUCAAACCUAAAUUGGUUGUCAGUUUCCCCAGAGUUAUUUUUAUUUUAUUUUUUUGUCUGCUACUGAUAACAUCCCUGCCCCUGUCUCCCUCCCUGCAGAAUGGCAGAGUACCACCUGAACCACUUCGAGUCGGCACAUGCUGCCUUCACUCAGGGACACAGCCUGGACGGUGAGGUCUGCUGAGGGGACCUGUGAAGCACAUACCACCUCGACACCUCCUCUAACCUUACCCACUUAAUCCCAAAUCGACUGCUAGCCCAUAUCCCUAGACACUUCAUGUAUAUCUAAAAGGAAAAUAUACACUGCUCAAAAAAAUAAAGGGAACACUUAAACAACACAUCCUAGAUCUGAAUGAAUUAAAUAAUCUUAUUAAAUAUGUUUUUCUUUACAUAGUUGAAUGUGCUGACAACAAAAUCACACAAAUUAUCAAUGGAAAUCAAAUGUAUCAACCCAUGGAGGUCUGGAUUUGGAGUCACCCUCAAAAUUAAAGUGGAAAACCACACUACAGGCUGAUCCAACUUUGAUGUAAUGUCCUUAAAACAAGUCAAAAUGAGGCUCAGUAGUGUGUGUGGCCUCCACGUGCCUGUAUGACCUCCCUACAACGCCUGGGCAUGUUCCUGAUGAGGUGGCGGAUGGUCUCCUGAGGGAUCUCCUCCCAGACCUGGACUAAAGCAUCCGCCAACUCCUGGACAGUCUGUGGUGCAACGUGGCGUUGGUGGAUGGAGCGAGACAUGAUGUCCCAGAUGUGCUCAAUUGGAUUCAGGUCUGGGGAACGGGCGGGCCAGUCCAUAGCAUCAAUGCCUUCCUCUUGAAGGAACUGCUGACACACUCCAGCCACAUGAGGUCUAGCAUUGUCUUGCAUUAGGAGGAACCCAGGGCCAACCGCACCAGCAUAUGGUCUCACAAGGGGUCUGAGGAUCUCAUCUCGGUACCUAAUGGCAGUCAGGCUACCUCUGGCGAGCAAAUGGAGGGCUGUGCGGCCCCCCAAAGAAAUGCCACCCCACACCAUGACUGACCCACUGCCAAACCGGUCAUGCUGGAGGAUGUUGCAGGCAGCAGAACAUUCUCCACGGCGUCUCCAGACUCUCACGUCUGUCACAUGUGCUCAGUGUGAACCUGCUUUCAUCUGUGAAGAGCACAGGGCGCCAGUGGCGAAUUUGCCAAUCUUGGUGUUCUCUGGCAAAUGCCAAACGUCCUGCACGGUGUUGGGCUGUAAGCACAACCCCCACCUGUGGACGUCGGGCCCUCAUACCACCCUCAUGGAGUCUGUUUCUGACCGUUUGAGCAGACACAUGCACAUUUGUGGCCUGCUGGAGGUCAUUUUGCAGGGCUCUGGCAGUGCUCCUCCUGCUCCUCCUUGCACAAAUGAGGAGGUAGCGGUCCUGCUGCUGGGUUGUUGCCCUCCUACAGCCUCCUCCACGUCUCCUGAUGUACUGGCCUGUCUCCUGGUAGCGCCUCCAUGCUCUGGACACUACGCUGACAGACACAGCAAACCUUCUUGCCACAGCUCGCAUUGAUGUGCCAUCCUGGAUGAGCUGCACUACCUGAGCCACUUGUGUGGGUUGUAGACUCCGUCUCAUGCUACCACGAGAGUGAAAGCACCGACAGCAUUCAAAAGUGACCAAAACAUCAGCCAGGAAGCAUAGGAACUGAGAAGUGGUCUGUGGUCACCACCUGCAAAACCAGUCCUUUAUUGGGGGUGUCUUGCUAAAUGCCUAUAAUUUCCACCUGUUGUCUAUUCCAUUUGCACAACAACAUGUGAAAUUUAUUGUCAAUCAGUGUUGCUUCCUAAGUGGACAGUUUGAUUUCACAGAAGUGUGAUUGACUUGGAGUUACAUUGUGUUGUUUAAGUGUUCCCUUUAUUUUUUUGAGCAGUGUAUUAUUUGUAUUAUAAAUAUAGUAACAGUUCUUGCCCUCUAAGUUAAGUCAGUGGUUUUCUUUUCAGAGUGGACACAAUUUUCUUUUCAACUGACAUUUUUGGGGACCCUAUUUGUUUUCGACAACAAUUUCUCACGACCCCACCCCAAAUCUAAUUACACAACCUUAAAAAUUGAUACAUUUUGUUUUUUUAUCAACCUUAAAUUCAUUACAUUUCAUAUCUUAUCAAAAUGAAGAAGAACAUACAUUUACGCCUCAAACACACCUACAGGUUUUUUUGGAUAUGUUUUUUGUAAAUGUAUUUGAAACCCCACCUCUUUAAGGAACACCUGGGAUAGGAUAAGUAAUCCUUCUACCCCCCCCCCCCCCCCCAAAAAAAAAAAAUUACGUGGUUAUCCCACUGGCUAUAAGGUGAAUGCACCAAUUUGUAAGUCGCUCUGGAUAAAAGCGUCUGCUAAAUGACGUAAAUGUAAAAAAUGUGUGCAACAAAAGUUCAACAUUCACCUUCUGCUACCAUUUCUGUCAAGCCAUUUACAGUGAGGGAAAAAAGUAUUUGAUCCCCUGCUGAUUUUGUACGUUUGCCCACUGACAAAGAAAUUAUCAGUCUAUAAUUGUAAUGGUAGGUUUAUUUGAACAGUGGGAGACAGAAUAACAACAAACAAAUCCAGAAAAACACAUGUCAAAAAGGUUAUAAAUUGAUUUGCAAUUUAAUGAGGGAAAUAAGUAUUUGACCCCUCUGCAAAACAUGACUUAGUACUUGGUGGCAAAACCCUUGUUGGCAAUCACAGAGGUCAGACGUUUCUUGUAGUUGGCCACCAGGUUUGCACACAUCUCAGGAGGGAUUUUGUCCCACUCCUCUUUGCAGAUCUUCUCCAAGUCAUUAAGGUUUCGAGGCUGACGUUUGGCAACUCAAACCUUCAGGUCCGUCCACAGAUUUUCUAUGGGAUUAAGGUCUGGAUACUGGCUAGGCCACUCCAGGACCUUAAUGUGCUUCUUCUUGAGCCACUCCUUUGUUUCUUUGGCCGUGUGUUUUGGGUCACUGUCAUGCUGGAAUACCCAUCCACGACCCAUUUUCAAUGCCCUGGCUGAGGGAAGGAGGUUCUCACCCAAGAUUUGACGGUACAUGGCCCCGUCCAUCGUCCCUUUGAUGCGGUGAAGUUGUCCUGUCCCCUUAGCAGAAAAACACCCCCAAAGCAUAAUGUUUCCACCUCCAUGUUUGACGGUGGGGAUGGUGUUCUUGGGGUCAUAGGCAGCAUUCCUCCUCCUCCAAACAAGGCGAGUUGAGUUGAUGCCAAAGAGCUCCAUUUUGGUCUCAUCUGACCACAACACUUUCACCCAGUUCUCCUCUGAAUCAUUCAGAUGUUAAUUGGCAAACUUCAGACAUGCAUGUAUAUGUGCUUUCUUGAGCAGGGGGACCUUGCGGGCGCUGCAGGAUUUCAGUCCUUCACGGCGUAGUGUGUUACCAAUUGUUUUCUUGGUGACUAUGGUCCCAGCUGCCUUGAGAUCAUUGACAAGAUCCUCCCGUGUAGUUCUGGGCUGAUUCCUCACCGUACUCAUGAUCAUUGCAACUCCACGAGGUGAGAUCUUGCAUGGAGCCCCAGGCCGAGGGAGAUUGACAGUUCUUUUGUGUUUCUUCCAUUUGCGAAUAAUCGCACCAACUGUUGUCACCUUCUCACCAACCUGCUUGGCGAUGGUCUUGUAGCCCAUUCCAGCCUUGUGUAGGUCUACAAUCAUGUCCCUGACAUCCUUGGAGAGCUCUUUGGUCUUGGCCAUGGUGGAGAGUUUGGAAUCUGAUUGAUUGCUUCUGUGGACAGGUGACUUUUAUACAGGUAACAAACUGAGAUUAGGAGUACUCCUCUCAGCUCGUUACCUGUAUAAAAGACACCUGGGAGCCAAAAAUCUUUUUGAUUGAGAGGGGGUCAAAUACUUAUUUCCCUCAUUAAGAUGCAAAUCAAUUUAUAACAUUUUUGACAUGCGUUUUUCUGGAUUUCUUUGUUAUUCUGUCUCUCACUGUUCAAAUAAACCUACCAUUAAAGUUAUAGACUGAUCAUUUCUUUGUCAGUGGGCAAACGUACAAAAUCAGCAGGGGAUCAAAUACUUUUUUCCCUCACUGUAUGCAUACAAUUUGAUGCAUAAGUUCGAUUUAUCCAAUGUAUGCACCACACAGAACGUACUGCAACGCAAUGCUGCAAGGCAAACGCAGCGUUCCAUUGGAAAUGUAUGUACUUCUGGUGUACCAAAACGCAAUGACGCUGUCGGGGUGAUCAAGGCGGUACUCAAUUAUAUAUAUUUUUUCAAAUGAUCUUUCUCAAACAUAUCUUGUCCCAUACAAUAAUCUGUACUUUUAAUUUGUACUCUUUAAAUAUUUAUUAGAUUGACCCCGACUUUUAAUACCACUGGGUUAGGUGGAAUAUUAGCCAUAUUGUUUAUACUUUCCUGUCUGAAAUCUACUGAAGUCUGUGGCUACGGGUAUGUUUGUAAUUCCUCAGUAGAGUUGUGUUGAAACUGGUUGAGAUUCUGUCUGAACGCUAACAGUGUGUUCUCCCCGUGCUCCACAGGCUCAGAUAACACUUUCCAAACAUGGAUCAAACGUUGUGAGGAGAUGAUGGGGAGUAAGUAGGAGCUGUUUUCGUACCUCAAUCGCCAUAAUGAAAAUAAGUCCCUGACUUUGUGCAAUCCCGGUCACGUUUAAAAAAAAAGUCUAUGUACUGUGUAGAUAUGUGUUUUUUCUGAACUGACAGAUAUAGUCAAUCAAUUAAUCGGACAGUGAAGCAAACAUUUUGUGAAUUUGGCUCUAUACUCCAGCAUUUUGGAUUUGAGAUCAGAUGUUUCAUGAGGCGACAGUACAGAAUGUCACCUUUUAUUUGAGGGUAUUGUCAAACGAAUGUUAUAGCGUUUAGAAAUGAAAGGACUUUAUGUAUCUAGUCCCCCCUGUUUUGAAUACUGUCUUUUUUAUUACAUUUUGACAAAUUCACUUAGUGUCGUAAAGGUGCACUAUGCAGAAAUUGCUCAGCCAUUUCCCAGUUGGUAAAAUUCUAAUAGUAUGCCUGAUUUCAGUUUGACAAAACAAACAAGUAUAGUGUAGAGAAUCAUUGUACCAUCUAAACCGCUGUGAAAUAUAUUUUCCAUAACCAAAAAUAUUGUUUUCAGCUGUUUGAAGUUAGUAUACCAAAAGUACAAAUCAAAAACGAAACUUAAGGACGUGAUGUAUAGAAAUAGUGCACAUAGAACAGAUCUACUGCCUCUUAGACGUGCUUUCAAUGAGAAUGACAAUCUAUAACUCACAUUUCUAUAUGAAUUUGGUCUGGUCGCCCAAAAAGUUACAUAUUGCAGCUUUAAAGUAGUCAAAAGUUUAGUAUUUGGGCCCAUAUUCGUAGCACGCAAUGUCUACAUCAAGCUUGUGACUCUAAACUUGUUGGAUGCAUUUGCAGGUUGUUUUUGUUGUGUUUUAGAUUAUGUUUUGCCCAAUUGGAACUGAAUAAUGUAUUGUCAUUUUGGAGUCACUUUUAUUGUAAAUAAGAAUAGAAGUUUCUGAACACUUCUUCAUUCAUGUGGAUGCUACCAUGAUUAUGGAUAAUCAUGAAUUAAUUGUGAAUAAUGAUGAGUGAGAAAGUUAGAGAUCAUACCCCUCCAAAAAUGCUAACCUCCCCUGUUAUUGUCCAAAUAAAUACGGAGUGGAGUGCAUCUCCAACCUCGAUCUAAACUCUAACCCUAUACUAGCUAAAUUCUUAAUUAGAGAAUAUGUUUGUGUGUGUGGUUGUCAUCGUCUGAGGGGUUUAAAUUGAUCACAUUAAUAAUGUAUGUCUCUCUGGGGUGGGGGGUAGGCCUCGGAUCAACCCCAGUAAACAUCCACACAGAUACACAUCCAUUGCGUGUUGGGCUCGCAUUCUAAACAGCCCAUGUGACACCCCUCUCAUGCAUACCAAAAUACAGACACACACAGAUGUAUAGUACAUCUUCAAACAGCUUCAAAACCACAUUAAAUGCACACACACUGUUGCACAAGCACACCAACACACACCUCAGUCGUCCUUUGCCAUGCCCUGGCCUUACCCUGUGAGUUCCCUCCCGUCUCUUUCAUGUGUGAAGUGACAGUGUUUACCGCUAGGCGCUUCUGCCUGACGCCCCCACACAUCAAAACAGGGUGUGCAUAUGGUGAUAUCUCACACACCCUUCUCUUCACGCCAGCCCCCCCGUUUCCCUUUUCAAACGCGACCUCAUUUAGACAACGUUAAUCUUCCGUCUCAUCCCUGGCCUCUUCCCCUUUUAUCUCCUCUCUCCUUUUCCCUCCUUCUCCCUCUCUCUCGCUAUUUAUUUUCUCCCUCUCCUGCCCUCCCUCUGCCGCCACCUCCCUCUAAUGAAAGCAGUGAAUAAUGUAACAGACAGAACUGGUAAAUACAGAUCAGGCCUGUUUAGCCUCAGUGGGUAAACAAACUGCCUCUGAGAUCUCACAGGGAGGUGUAUUUUUGUGUUUUUCUGGCCUGUUAAUGUAUGAGUAAGUGGAAACUGGCUGACUGUAGUAUACCGUUUCCUCUCCCUUGCAGUGGCCAAUCAGAAUGGAAAGGAGAACAAGGUGAGUGCUGAUGACCACUUUGGAUGUUCCUACCGUUAUUCUAUCUACAGUGGGGAGAACAAUUAUUUGAUACACUGCUGAUUUUGCAGGUUUUCCUACUUACAAAGCAUGUAGAGUUCUGUAAUUUUUAUCAUAGGUACACUUCAACUGUGAGAGACGGAAUCUAAAACAAAAAUCCAAAAAAUCGCAUUGUAUGAUUUUUAAGUAAUUAAUUUGCAUUUUAUUGCAUGACAUAAGUAUUUGAUACAUCAGAAAAGCAGAACUUAAUAUUUGUUACAGAAACCUUUGUUUGCAAUUACAGAGAUCAUACGUUUCCUGUAGGUCUUGACCAGGUUUGCAAACACUGCAGCAGGGAUUUUGGCCCACUCCUCCAUACAGACUUUCUCCAGAUCCUUCAGGUUUUGGGGCUGUCGCUGGGCAAUACGGACUUUCAGCUCUCUUUCUAUUGGGUUCAGGUCUGGAGACUGGCUAGGCCACUCCAGGACCUUUUAGAUGCUUCUUACGGAGCCACUCCUUAGUUGCCCUGGCUGUGUGUUUCGGGUCGUUGUCAUGCUGGAAGGCCCAGCCACGACCCAUCUUCAAUGCUCUUACUGAGGGAAGGAGGUUGUUGGCCAAGAUCUCGCGAUACAUGGCCCCAUCCAUCCUCCCCUCAAUACGGUGCAGUCGUCCUGUCCCCUUUGCAGAAAAGCAUCCCCAAAGAAUGUUUCCAUCUCCAUGCUUCACGGUUGGGAUGGUGUUCUUGGGGUUGUACUCAUCCUUCUUCUUCCUCCAAACACGGCGAGUGGAGUUUAGACCAAAAAGCUAUAUUUUUGUCUCAUCAGACCACAUGACCUUCUCCCAUUCCUCCUCUGGAUCAUCCAGAUGGUCAUUGGCAAACUUCAGACGGGCCUGGACAUGCGCUGGCUUGAGCAGGGGGACCUUGCGUGAGCUGCAGGAUUUUAAUCCAUGACGGCGUAGUGUGUUACUAAUGGUUUUCUUUUAGACUGUGGUCCCAGCUCUCUUCAGGUCAUUGACCACGUCCUGCCGUGUAGUUCUGGGCUGAUCCCUCACCUUCCUCAUGAUCAUUGAUGCCCCACGAGGUGAGAUCUUGCAUGGAGCCCCAGACCAAGGGUGAUUGACCGUCAUCUUGAACUUUCUAAUAAUUGCACCAACAGUUGUUGCCUUCUCACCAAGCUACUUGCCUAUUGUCCUGUUGCCCAUCCCAGCCUUGGGCAGGUCUACAAUUUUAUCCCUGAUGUCCUUACACAGCUCUCUGGUCUUGGCCAUUGUGGAGAGGUUGGAGUCUGUUUGAUUGAGUGUGUGGACAGGUGUCUUUUAUACAGGUAACGAGUUCAAACAGGUGCAGUUAAUACAGGUAAUGAGUGGAGAACAGGAGGGCUUCUUAAAGAAAAACUAACAGGUCUGUGAGAGCUGGAAUUCUUACUGGUUGGUAGGUGAUCAAAUACUUAUGUCAUGCAAUAAAAUACAAAUUAAUUACUUAAAAAUCAUACAAUGAAAUGUUCUGGAUUUUUGUUUUAGAUUCCGUCUCUCACAGUUGAAGUGUACCUAUGAUAAAAAUUACAGACCUCUACAUGCUCUGUAAGUAGGAAAACCUGCAAAAUCGGCAGUGUAUCAAAUACUUGUUCUCCCCACUGUAUGUCCACCGUAGAGAAGAUGGAAAGAGGCCUCAUCUUUAUAUCCGGGCCAUUAUGGCAUCUGUGACAGCCUCGAUGGCGCUGCCCAAGCUAUCCCCAUUUUGAGGUAGUACAUUUUCUUCACGAUUGGCUGAUCCCUCCUGAUGACCCGUUUCUCAUGACUCCAACAGGGUCACCAGGAGGGAUCGGCCAAUUAAGUUGAAGUCCCACCCAAUUCACUACAUUAAAAUGGUGGAAGCCCUCAAAGGCGCUGCCCAAUGCCAAAACAGCCGUUUGGUCACUAGAGGCCUCUAUCAUUCUCUGAUGUCCACAUACCUUAGACCACAUGUGCCAAACUAAUUCCAUUGGGGGCUGAGCAUCUGCGGGUUUUUGCUCCUCCCUUGUACUUGAUUGAUUGAAAUAUGGUCACUAAUUAGUAAGGAACUCCUUACCUGGUUGUCUGUCUUAAUUGAAAGGAAAGACCCGCAGACACUAGGCCCUCCAUGGAAAGAGUUUGAUACUCCUGCCUUAGACUGUAUACAGGUUUUUCUGGCUUUCAGUUCCACCCUCUGCCUCAUGGGGGCAGUGUUGCUCUCAGUAUUUCAGACCUUAUUUAUUAUGUCUGGUCUAAAGGCUAGAGCUAAUCAUAAACCCUCUCUUUUUUUUAUCUUGUUUUGUUUUUAAACUUUCUCUCUCUUCCUGGGAUGACUGGAUGCCCCAGCAGAAACCAACGCCACGCAUUAAGUAAGUACAGUUCAUGCUGUGGCCCUACAUAGUGCACUACUUUUGGAAUACCUAUGGCCCUGGUCAAAAGUAGUGUACUAUAUUGGGAAUAGGGGGUCAUUUGGGAUGCAUACUAUGUAUGCAGGAAGGUGGAUAACUUGUUCCUACACUUCAGGGGCAACCUGUACUAAUUGUGUAUGUCCUCAGGCAUGACUGGUACCAGACAGAGUCUCAGGUCAUCGUUACCAUCAUGGUGAAAAAUGCGCCUAAGGAUGGGGUCAACAUCAACUUCGACGAGAGACAGGUACACGCACGCACACCUCUCUCUUUCUCUCUCUCUCACACACACACACACACAGGUCAGUGUAAGAAGCUCUUGAGGAGAGAGAAUUACAGUUCUCUCUAAACUGUCAGAAGUGCUGCCAGAGUAUCAGCUGCCCAGUACUGUGGUCACUGAGGAAGCUAUCUCUAGACAUGUCUGUAUUUCUCAUCUUAUUUACACUGAACAAAAAUAUAAACGCAACAUGUAAAGUGUUGGUCCCAUGUUUCAUGAGCUGAAUUAAAAGGUCCCAGAAAUUUUUCAUACGCACAAAAAGCUUAUUUCGCUCAUAUUGUGUGCAAAAAUGAGUUUACAUCCCUGUUAGUGAGCAUUUCUCCUUUGCCAAGAUAAUCCAUCUGACUGACAGGUGUGGCAUAUCAAGAAGCUGAUUAAACAGCAUGAUCAUUACACACAGGUGCACCUUGUGCUGGCGACAAUAAAAGGCCACUUUAAAAUGUGCAGUUUUGUCACAACACAAUGCUACAGAUGUCUCAAGUUUUGUCCACCAGAGCUGUUGCCAGAUAAUUUUAUGUUAAUAUCUCUACCCUAAACCGCCUCCAACGUCGUUUUAGAGAAUUUGGCAGUACGUCCAGCCGGACUCACAACCGCAGACCACGUAUAUGGCGUCGUGUGGGUGAACAGAGUGCCCCAUGGUGGCGGUGGGGUUAUGUAUGGGCAGGCAUAAGCUACGGACAACAAACACAAUUACAUUUUAUCGAUGGCAAUUUGAAUGCACAGAGAUACCGUGAUGAGAUCCUGAGGCCCAUUGUCAUGCCAUUCAGCCGCUGCCAUCACCUCAUGUUUCAGCAGCGAUAAUGCGCAGCCCCAUGUCGCACGGAACUGUACCCAAUUCCUGAAAGCUUAAUGUCCCAGUUCCAUGGCCUGCACACUCACCAGGCAUGUCUCCCAUUGGGCAUGUUUUGGAUGCUCUGGUUUGACGUGUACGACAGCGUACACGCUAAAAACGCAAGAAAACCCUAUAUUACCAGAAUGCUAACAAUAUUAGCACAAACUAAAAGCGAAAUCACGUAGACGCUAAAUGCUAACAAGCGAAAACUAACGUAAACUAAUUGCAAAGACAGGCAAAUCAGCUCAUAAGUUAUACAAGCGAAGCUAGUGAAUGUCAUUUUCGAUGAGUGGACAUUUACAAGCGAAAGUGAUCGAGAGAAAUUGUGCAAAUGAACGAAGUUGUGAUGCGUGCUUUUCUGAAGGAAGUGCAGCAUGUGUACACGGAGAAGAAUGGAGGAGGGGGAAAAAACGCUAGUAGGAAGCACAGGGAAAAAAUUGCAACUGUACAGAUAUCUCGUCCAGAGCUCGUUGACUUCUGGCAGAAAGCCAUUUAUAAGAUAUGAUGGCAAACAUUUUAGUAGUGAAUUAAAUACAAGUGUAACUACAUCACCUCAUGUGCAAUGCACAACAGAGACUUGAUGAUAGAUAUAGAACGCUAUGGACGCUUUCUCCCGUUAUGCUAUUUACAAACAAACACGUGACUGGUUCAACUGUUCUGGGGAACUACGUUAAGCUCCAUAAUGUGACCGGUGAAAUGAACGCAAUCUGCUUUAUCUCCUAACGUAUUGCACAAGUUGACUGCAGGUAUUAACUUAAAAAGUAGCUCCAAAUAUGAAAAAUGUAUUGAGAAACAUAAUAAAUAGUUUUGACGGUAUUGAAAAACCAUCCUGUGGCUUAGUUGUUCUCUCCGCUGAGGCCCCCCUACAGUAAAGCAGCUCUCUCUGAUACACACAGAGAGAUGCCUGAUUCCAAUUCCACAUCUCGUUCCCUUCCUCUGCCCUCGCCCACUCUUUCUGUUGUUCUGAGAAUAGUAAGGGUGUUAUUAGGGGUAAUGAGAUAGCUAGGGGGCUUUUCCUCCAGAGGAGCUAUGGCAGGGAUGCUGUCAGGGGUAUCUCUCUCACACACACACACACACACUCCCUUUGGGCACAGCUAUGCCCCCAGGGGUGCCUGUAAGCUCAGAUCUAGGAACAGUUUACCCUCCCCAAGUCUAAAUCCCCAAUCGAAGAAAGCCCAACUGAUCUAAGACCAGCACUAAACCCCUCAGCGUGAAUUUGAAGAAACAGCCCCCUCUCCCCACCGCUCUAUGAGAUGGUCUGCAGUGGAGGGUGGGUGUGUGUGUGUGUGUGUGUAUAAUGUGUGUUCUAUCUGUAGAUGUCAGCGGUGCUGAAAUUUCCAUCGGGGGAGGACUUCAGCCUGAACAUGAACCUGCUGCAUCCCAUUGUCCCCCAACACAGCACCUUCAAGGUCCUCUCCACCAAGGUGACACACACACUCCAUACUCCUCAGCCUAUCAGAACUCUCAUAUCAUUUGCCUCAAGAACUGAGAAAAUGUUCCCACAGGUGAAACGUGUAUAAAACCACAGUUCUCAAGGCAUUAUGCAGCCUGGGCCCAGGAACCCUUAGAAACGUGAUUAAACACAGCAGGUUAACCAGAGAAUGACCAGACUGGAAUGUGAUAAUUAACCAUUAGUGGAGCAGAAAGACUGGGAGGAGGAGAAUCCUCUUUAAUUCAGAGCUGACUGGGUCAACACACACAAUAGAGCUCUGCCCUGUGAGAAUUAACAAGCUCUGGAGUUGUAAGUAAUUAUGGCUGAUAAUGAGUGGGAAGGGCACUUCUUAUUGUUCACAAGUUAGUGAGUAUGUAGUGUAUAGUAAUUGGUGUGUAGGCAUUUCCAUGCGCAUUCUUACUCACUUCCACUUUAUAAUGUUGGAACUGACAGAGAAGCCUGUGGUCAAUCCUUCUGAAUGUGAAAAUGGAAUAUAGUUAGUUUAUUGAUGACAAAUGACAAGCUUGAAAUGAAUAGUGUGUGUGUGUGUGUGUGUGUGUGUGUGAGACUCAUCCUGUGCGUGUACAUGUGAGAGAGGCACCAAGCUCCGCUAAUCCGUCUAGUGUGUGUGGGGAAUCUGGGGAUGGGUGCAGGCUGAUGGGGCUUGUUUAGGGCAUUAGAUGGUGCUCAGUCUAACGAGACAGCGGGACACGCCACACUCACGGCACAACAGGGGGAGGUUGACAGAGACCGAGUGAAGAGGGGAUGAUUUGGUAGCAGAGAGGAAAAGAGAUGGAGGGACACCGAGAGGGAGAAGAGGGAUAUAAUAUAGAAAGUAAGGUUGAGAAGAGAGCUUAUUCCGGAGAGUUCCUGCCAGCCAAUGCCAAAACAAGUUUCCACCCUAGAGGGAGAACGUAGCCCCUCUCCAUACUCGCAUACACUCUCACUCACAGUUCCCCAUGGCAACCUCAGGCACUGCAUACCAGAGGUGUACGUGUGUUGAAGCUCAAACAAGGACCCAGUCUUAGAAUAGGAAGAGGAGGGGCAAAGAGGGGGAGAUUACUGUCUUGGAUACACACACGCACACACAUGUUGUCAUCAGACCUGGGUUCAAAUACAUGUUUAUUUGUUAUUUAAAUACUUGUGUAUUUGAGUAUAUUCAGAUAAUGUGGCCCGACUCAACUACUUCUAUUGGAAGUAUUUUAAAAUAAUUUCCUAUACAUAGCCUACUGUUUGAAAGUAUUUUCAAAUACUUUUUUCAAAUGCCUGGGUUAUAUGCAUGGGAGUGUAUUUGAGCAUUUUAAAAUUCUUUGCAAAUACAUUCCAAUAUUCAACUACUUGUCUUUUCAAAAGUUUGUCAUACGCACUGCGUACAUGCACACAAACGUAAUGUAGCAUAAUCCACACACUCACACAAGGAGUCAGUCUUAAAGGAAGAGAAAGGGGGGGGGGGUGAGAGAGGAGGGGGUUAAGAGGGGGAUGGAGAGAGGAGAGUUUAGGCCCCCUCCACUCACACAAAGCCCUGUUUGUUCCCUGGUCCACAGGGCUCCAAAGGCUCUCAUGGCCCUACACACACAUGCAUACAAAACACAAACCAACUCACAAAGAUGGGGAAUUUACAUUUACAUUUUAGUCAUUUAGCAGACGCUCUUAUCCAGAGCGACUUACAGUUAGUGAGUGCAUACAUUUUCAUACUGGCCCCCCGUGGGAAACAAACACAUGUAAAACACACUGUCACUUACUGUAUAUGUACAGUACCAGUCAAGAGUUUGGACACCUACUCAUUCAAGGGUUUUUAUUUAUUUUUACAGUUUUCUACAUUGUAGAAUAAUAGUGAAGACAUCAAAACUAUGAAAUAACACAUAUGAAAACGUGUUAAACAAAUCAAUGUUAUAUUUGAGAUUAUUCAAAUAGCCACCCUUUGCCUUGAUGACAGCUUUGCACACUCUUGGCAUUCUCUCAACCAGCUUCACCUGGAAUGAUUUUCCAACAGUCUUGAAGGAGUUCCCACAUAUGCUGAGCACUUGUUGGCUGCUUUUCCUUCACUCUGCCGUCCGACUCAUUCCCAAACCAUCUCAAUUGGGUUGUGGUCGGGGGAUUGUGGAGGCCAGGUCAUCUGAUGCAGCAUUCCAUCACUCUCCUUCUUGGUCAAAUAGCCCUUACACAGCCUGGAGGUGUGUUGGGUCAUUGUCCUGUUGAAAAACAAAUGAUAGUCCCAUUAAGCCCAAACCAGAUGGGAUGGCGUAUCGCUGUAGAAUGCUGAGGUAGCCAUGCUGGUUAAGUGUACCUUGAAUUCUAAAUAAAUCACAGACCGUGUCACCAGCAAAGCACCAUAACUCCACCUCCUCCAUGCUUUACGGCGUGAAAUACACAUGCAGAGUUAAUCCAUUCACCCACACCGCGUCUCACAAAGACACAGCGGUUGGAACCAAAAAUCUCCAAUUUGGACUCCAAAUUUCCACCGGUCUCAUGUCCAUUGCUCGUGUUUCUUGGCCCAAGCACGUCUCUUCUUAUUGGUGUCCUUUAGUAGUGGUUGCUUUGCAACAAUUUGUCCGUGAAGGCCUGAUUUACACAGUCCCCUCUGAACUGUUGAUGUGUUCACUACUUGAACUCUGAAGCAUUUAUUUGGGCUGCAAUUUCUGAGGCUGAUAACUCUAAUGAACUUAUCCUCUGCAGCAGAGGUAACUGUCUUUAUUCCUGUCGCGGUCCUCAUGAGAGCCAGUUCCAUCAUAGCGCUUGAUGGUUUUUGUGACUGCACUUGAAGAAACUUUCCGGAUUGACUGACCUUCAUUUCUUAAAGUAAUGAUGGACUGUCAUUUCUCUUUGCUUAUUUGAGCUGGUCAUUAUUUAUUUUUAUGUUUUUUAGCUGUUCUUGCCAUAAUAUGGACUUGGUAUUUUACCAAAUAGGGCUAUCUUCUGUAUAUCCCCCCUAAAGUUAAUUCCACAAAUUAACUUUUAACAAGGCACACCUGUUUAAUUGAAAUGCAAUCCAGGUCACUACCUCAUGAAGCUGGUUGAGAGAAUGCCAAGAGUGUGCAAAGCUGUCAUCAAGGCAAAGGGUGGCUAUUUGAACAAUCUCAAAUAUAUAAUAUUUUGAUUUGUUUAACACUUUUUUUUUUUUGGUUACUACAUGAUUCCAUAUGUGUUAUUUCAUAGUUUUGAUGUCUUCACUAUUAUUCUACAAUGUAGAAAAUAGUAAAUAUAAAGAAAAACCCUUGAAUGAGUAGGUGUCCAAACUUUUGACUGGUACUGUAUAUACACUGUUUCUUAUACACAGUAUAAGAAAGGACAAAUGCAUUCGCGCGCAAACACAACAUGCGAUGGUUGCAUUCCUUUCUGCUAGGCACACUGAGAAACUUUGGCUGAUCUCUGAACAGGUGAACUGUGUCUGUGUGUGUACACAGAAGAGACCCAGCGUAAACCUGUCCCUAACUAAGUGCUCUCUGUGUGAGUCCAAGGGCUUUGCUGUAGUCAAAUUAAUGACACCAACUGCAGUACUCACUGUGUUUUUCCUUUCCCAAUGGUUUACUUUCACUGCUUUCUUUAGAGGAGGCUUAGGAAGGGAUACUAGGCUACACUAUGCACAGUUGCUGUCUUCACAUCAUCUUGGUAAAGCUUGGUCCUGUAUAUGUGUGCAUUAUAAGUGUACGGGUUAUUAGUGUGUGUGUCUCGCGCACACACACUCAUCAGUGCAACCCUCGCUGACCACCUCCCGUCGUCGGCUAUGAGAGAUUCUAACCCGUGGGGUCGUCAUGACAACAGGGAGCCAAUUACACACCAGAGUGUUUGAUCAGAACGGAAGGGUAAACACACGUACACAUGCACAUGCUCAGCUCCAAACUCAUCUCGUCUCUGUGAAUAGAUAACAUACAGCCGCCCUCUGUAAUUUCCAUGCCUGUCAGCCUCCCUCGCCAGACUGUUCCUAUUUUUAUUUAUUUAUUUGUCUGUUAAGUUGCUUUUUAAAAUCUUCUCCGCUGUAAUCUAAAGUAGGGGCUAUUUUGUGAAGGGCUGAGAUGGGAGACUCUUUGUAUGUGGAUUUGUGUGUGUGUGUGUGUGUGUGUGUGCGUACGUGUACUUGUGUAAGACCGGGACGGGUGUGUGUAGGGCAGGGGGGACUUCGGUAGGGGUAAGAGCACGUGGGACUGGUGACAUGGGACUCAACUCCCCCUCUUGAGAGACUGACAGGCGUGUGUGUGUUGCUCAGUAUGGCCCCUGGGAGCUGUGGGUGGUGGUCCUGUAUGUGACUGUGCUGUCACAUCCCUUUAAGACUCAGCACCUCGCCUGCCACAUCCCUUUAACACGCAGAGACACAGAUGUGGCAGCAGAUUAAUGUUGUAUAGGCCCCCCCAGCGCACACACUGCAUGGGCACAGACUGCACCAGUUAUCACCACACACACACUCACAGUGCACAUAAGAGCUUAAAACCCUCCCCGCCACUGCAAGGGGUCUGUGUCUCUGCCUUUUCACCCAGCCCAUUCCCCUACACUGUACUCUAAGGUUGACUAGGUCGGUGUCUGCAGACAGAUGUUGGUGAUGGUUGUAAAUAUACAAUGAAGAAUAUUGAAGGUCAAUGUGAAGAGGGGUUCCAUGUGAACAUCAGUUGAGCAGGGGCCCAUGGUUGAGCAUUCAGUCCUAAGAUUUGAGCUGUUUAGUCUUGGGUUAGUUUAGAGCUCAUCUAUUAGCCCCUGUAAUCUGUGCUUGUGUGUGAGUGUGUGCAAGCGUCUCUUGAUGCUCUGGCGUCUGCUCCUGACACCUUCAUGAAUGAAACAUUCCUUCGCUCAGCGGAGCAGAAUUUUUCUUUAAUUGCGUCGACAUGCCUGCGCAUCCCCCACGCUAUAACUCUAUCAAACUUUGUCUCUAAACACAUACGUGGGCUCCCGAGUGGUGCAGUGGUCUAAGGCACUGCAUCUCAGUGCUUGAGGCAUCACUACAGACCCCCUGGUUUGAUUCCAGGCUGUAUCACAACCGGCCGUGAUUGGGAGUCCCAUAGGGCGGCGCGCAAUUGGCCCAGCGUCGUCCGGGUUUGGCCGGUAAGGCCGUCAUUGUACAUAAGAAUUUGUUCUUAACUGACUUGCCUAGUUAAAUAAAAAAAAAAAGACAUACACUCUCUGCUCACUCACACACUUAAAUACAUACAAACUUACACACACACACCCAAGAUGACGGGGGUACUGGAGCACUGGGCAGCUUGCGUGUCCCACUGGUAUGGGGCCUGUCACUGCAGCUCACGUGCGUGUGGUGGCGGCUGUCUUCGCUCUGCUCGUCUCCUCUCCUCCGAUGUAAUGAUCUGUCCAGAAAUGUGUGUUCCUGCCACUGGUCGACAGACAGACAGCUCUCACCCACACAUACAUGCGUACGCUGAUCUGAUCACACACUAUCCGGCCCCUCAAGCUGACAGAUGUCUCGUUAGCACUCUGUCUGUCAGGAAGAUGUGGGAGUGAGCUGUGCCCCCGCAUAUCACUGUCUCUCUCUGCUGUGAGCUGAUCACACCACUAAAAGAGAGUUCUGAGCUACCGUCUUCUGAUCUUAUGUGUUGAGCCCUAUAUAGAAGUAACGAUAACUAAAGACAUAUUGGCUUCGCUCUCUCUCUCCUUGCUCUCCACGCCCUCUCUUCCUCCUCUCUCUCGCUCUUCCUCACUCUCUCCCCCCUCUCUCUCUUCCCCCCUCUUUCUCUCUUUCUCAACCACACUUCCUCAUCCCCCUCUCUUUCUCUCUCUCCUCGCUCUGUUCCCCCUCUUUUUCUCAGGUGGAGAUCAAAAUGAAGAAGACUGAGGGGAUCAGGUGGGAGAAACUGGAGGGUGAAGGUCAGGAGCCCAACGUCAAACACUUCACCCCCAGUGAGUACUUCUCUAUCUCUCACACACACACACACACACACACACAGUUUCCUCUGCUCUCUCUCCUUUACACAUAUACCAGUCAGUACUGAUACAUUUCAUACCACUAAAUACAUUUAACAAUAUUUUUUACAGCAUUGGUUUUUACUACUGAAAGCCCUCUCUCCUGUGUUGACCAGUACCCAUGGUAACCCUCUCUCCCUCUAAACGUGUGUUCCUGUUCAGACCAGUACCCAUCAUCGUCCCACUCCAGCCGUAACUGGGACAAGGUGGUGGGCGACAUUAGUGAGGAGGAGAAGAAGGAGAAGCUGGAGGGAGACGCAGCGCUCAACAACCUCUUCCAACAGAUCUACUGUGACGGCACCGACGAGGUCAAACGGGCCAUGAACAAGUCCUUUGUGAGUGUAUAUAUUCACACACAGAGAGAAACUGAGAAAAACAUUGUUUUUUUGGCCAGUAUCACUGACUUACUCUCCUCCCCCUGUAGAUGGAGUCAGGUGGUACAGUCCUGAGCACCAACUGGACGGACGUGGGGAAGAGAACGGUGGAGAUGAGCCCCCCAGACGACGUGGAGUUUAAGAAAUACUGAAGAACCAGAGGGGUGUCUCUCUCUCUGUACUACACUGUCCUACACUCCCCCUCUCUGCCUCAAUUGGACCGCCCCAUAUCUCCUCUCCUCCAACUUCCCCUCCUGUCAAUAUUUUGCUUUCUCCCGGCCAAGUCUCUCGUUCUCUUUGCCUCCGAUGGACAUGUCCAACCUAUUAGCCAAAACCAACCUCUUCCUCCUCUAACGCCUCCCCCUUCCAGUCCGUCUGUCAAUAUCGUUUUUUAGAGCUUUGGUGAUUCUCAGCAGCAGUCCAGGAACCACUAUUUACCAUCUCUCAUUAAACCAUUCUCACACUCUAUGAACAGUGUCAUAGAUAUGUAUCUGUCUUUCCUAGAUAUCAUAGAAACAGUAGGAAUCAUCUGAAUGGUCAGUUUCUGUCUAUUUGAUGGUUAACCUGGUUAAAGGGAGUGAUGGGUUGAAACAGAUCCCUGGACUGAAGGGGUCGAGAAACCCUUUCCACCUCUUCCUGUGUCAGUAAUGGCCGGUUCUUGUUUUCAAAGCCUGUCUUUUAUGGGACCUCCCUUUUAUGAAAAAUUCACAACUAUUUUUUUUCCUGUACACUGGUAUUAGAAAAAAAUCAUUUUCCACAUCAGCAGCAAUACAGUCAUGAAAUGGAAGUCUGGAAUCUUAAUUUCGUUUUCCUCAAUGUGAUUCAAACUUCAAUGUAAAUAAAUGAUUUAUUUUCUGGAUCACCA
Coregonus sp. 'balchen' is the source of this 23342-nucleotide messenger RNA. NCBI's taxonomy places the organism in Eukaryota, Metazoa, Chordata, Actinopteri, Salmoniformes, Salmonidae. The record is from the annotation of a GenBank genome assembly.